Molecule: messenger RNA, 1468 nt
Organism: Diachasma alloeum
Lineage: Eukaryota; Metazoa; Arthropoda; Insecta; Hymenoptera; Braconidae
Gene: Wat
Exons: 4
Coding region: 399-659 (86 amino acids)
Source: RefSeq, a predicted model, not a curated record
CCUCCUCGCAUGGCAAACAACGCGGAAAAUAUAUCAUUCAAAUUGGAAUCUAAAAAUUUCACCUGACAAUCUCCCAAUAAUCGCCCCAAAGAGUCGCCGAAAUCGAUCGGCUGGGAAAAAUAGGAAAUUGCGGGAAAGGGGAAACAGCAGUACUUUUGAUUUCAAAACCUCCCACUUUCCUCCACAUAUUCUCUUUCUCCGUCAACCCCUCCCGUAUACCUCUUGUACAACCGUUGUUACUAGUCCAGUGACGCUCGUCCGCUCUUUCUUUACCCGGACUGGUAAUACCAGAACAGAACAGUUAACGAGCGAGACUAUACAGCAACCGAGGUUUUCCCUCUUUUAGUUACUCAGUUUAUUUUUACUCAUCUGUUCGCGGAUACACAUCAGCUAGCGCCAUGAGACUCAUUGCCAUAAUUGUCAUAGCUCUCGCCAUCAUGUCAGGUGCACUGGCACAGGAUUACAGCCAACUAUUCGCUGGCUUUGGACCGUACCUGCGCGCUGCAUCACCAAUGAGAGAUCCACGAUCCAAUCGAGGUCCCGUGCUGUUCCCAGUGGGACCCCCCGGAAAUCCAGCCGAUACCAGUGGUGUCAUAGUUGGCGCGAGUGGAUUUGGAUUCGUACCACCCAACUCAGGCUUCUUCGCUUAUUACUUUUAGAAGGAAUGACGGAUUUUAGUCGAAUCGACGGUGAGGAACAUCGAUAAUCGCGCAAUCUGCUGUUGCGGUGGACAUUCAAAUGGUCAUGGUAAUAUCGGUGACCUUGAGACUGACUUAUUCGUUGGCCUUGAGAGUAAUUUAGUGAAUAUUUUCAUUCAUCUGACACUUUUGAGACGAGAAAAUUCCUGGUUGAUGACUAUUGUGCAAUAAUUUAUGUGAGUUUAGAGAGGAGCGACAUCGGUUUUUAUAUGGUGAAGAGAUCGAGGAUUGUCGGGCAUCCCAAGGUGACAUUCUAUAGGUUAAUAUGUGUACACAGUGUGUCGAGAUGUUUAAACACUUGAGGUUCUAUAUAUUUUUUUUAUGGUUUCUUUUCCUGUUUUCAUAGGCAAUAUUCUCAGUCUGGUAACGAUUUUGUUACCGUCGACAGGUGUUCGCGCAGUCGCUUGAAAGAAAGCCAUUGUCGAAGUCAUUUCACUGAUGUCGAAAAAAAAAAAAUGUUUUUGUUGAAAUACCCGUUUUUCUAUGACUUCAUCGGUGGAUUUCCUUCGCGAUUCAAUCUAGACGAUUUAACAUGUAACAACUAUUUAUUUCUUACUCAGUAAUAGAACCGAAGUACCUUAACUCCAGAUGUUAAUAGAUAGUUUUAAUUUUUCAAACAAAAUGUAUCCAUUCUUUAAUAUAUUUCUAAUAAUUUUGUAAUUAAUGUCAGGAUGUAGUGUGUGUUCAAAGAUAUAAGAGAUGUGUGUUGAAAGAAACAAAUUGUUUUAUUUUUACCAAUAAAAAUUAUCUUUAAUGUUGAGAGAAAUUCA